Molecule: messenger RNA, 3288 nt
Organism: Carassius gibelio (silver crucian carp)
Lineage: Eukaryota; Metazoa; Chordata; Actinopteri; Cypriniformes; Cyprinidae
Gene: mfsd1
Product: major facilitator superfamily domain containing 1
Exons: 16
Coding region: 38-1414 (458 amino acids)
Biological process (GO): transmembrane transport
Cellular component (GO): lysosome
Molecular function (GO): transmembrane transporter activity
Source: RefSeq, a predicted model, not a curated record
GCGCCGCAGAUCUGUCACAUGACCGCGGGCAGUGAACAUGGCAGACCGUCGGGAGUAUGAGGGUCUGCUGGAUGAUGAAGAAGAUGAUGAUGAAGGCGUGUCUCCGCACCUGAGCCCGCUGUGUGACCCGACUCACCUGCUGCACCGGAUCCUGGUCCUGGUCUUCAUGUGCUUCCUGGGCUUCGGUAGCUACUUUUGUUAUGAUAACCCCGCAGCUCUCCAGACUCAAGUCAUACAGGAUAUGGGUCUGAACACAGCCUCGUUCAUGCAGCUGUAUGCGUGGUACUCAUGGCCUAAUGUUGUGCUGUGCUUCCUGGGGGGCUUUCUGCUGGACCGGGUGUUUGGCAUCAGGCUGGGGACGAUCAUCUUCUCAUUGUUUGUGUUAUUAGGGCAGAUCAUAUUUGCUGCUGGAGCUCUGGCUAAUCACUUCUGGCUGAUGAAUUUGGGCCGCUUCGUGUUUGGCAUCGGCGGAGAGUCGCUGGCUGUGGCUCAGAACACGUAUGCAGUGAACUGGUUCAAAGGAAAAGAGCUCAAUCUGGUGUUCGGCCUGCAGCUCAGCAUGGCCAGAGUGGGCAGCACGGUCAACAUGAACGUCAUCGGUUGGGUUUACGGCCGCAUCGAGGCCAUGCUGGGCUCAACGGGACACACCACGCUCGGGAUAACACUCAUGAUCGCGGCGUCCACCUGUCUGUUCUCCCUCAUUUGUGCUCUGAUCCUGGGCUUCCUGGACAGAAGAGCAGAGAAGAUCCUCAAGAAGGAGCAGGGAAAAACCGGGGAAGUCAUCAAGCUGACGGAUGUUAAGGACUUUCCCGUCUCUCUCUGGCUCAUCUUCAUCAUCUGUGUGGCCUAUUACGUGGCCAUCUUCCCAUUCAUUGGACUGGGCCAAGUUUUCUUCAUCGAGAAGUUCGCCUUCACUACCGUCCAGGCCAGAGCCAUCAACAGUAUCGUGUACAUCAUCUCGGCCCCGGCGUCCCCUCUGCUGGGGUUCGUGGUGGAUCGGAUCGGCAGGAACGUCUUGUGGGUUAUGCUGGCCGUAAUCACUACGCUCCUCUCUCACAUGAUGCUGGCCUUCACCUUCUGGAACCCUUGGAUCGCAAUGUGUCUGUUAGGUCUGUCGUAUUCGCUGCUGGCCUGUGCUCUGUGGCCCAUGGUGGCGUUCGUGGUGCCAGAGCAUCAGCUGGGAACCGCGUAUGGAUUUAUGCAGUCCAUACAGAACCUGGGCCUGGCGCUCAUGUCCAUGGCUGCGGGGAACAUCUUAGACCUCAAAGGAUACCUGUUCCUCGAGGUCUUCUUCAUCGCCUGCCUGUGCUUGGCUCUGCUGGCAGUGGUUCUGCUGUAUCUGUAUAAUUCUUACAAAGAGGGAGAGCUGAACCUGUCGGCCUCGGAACGAACCAGCCGAAUGAAGUCUGAGUGAAGCACGUCUGAUCUCCUUCACCUCGGGCCUUUCUGCACUGACCACUCUCUCUGACACGUCACCGAGCGCUUCAGACUACCCACAAUCCUUCACUGAGCACCUCCCAACCCAUGCACAGACAUCUUCAGUCAGCUCCACAUUAUUUCCAUUACAGUUAAACACAUUUAAACCCGCAUUCUUGCUCCUGUCAUACAAAAAAAAAAUAUUAAUUGAAAAAUUUAUAUUUUAUAAUUUACUACUAUAAUUAUUUAAUUGUAGUAUUUGUUUUACUAAUAUUUAAUUGCCUUUUAAUAACUGUAGUGUAAUUUGUUAUGACUAAUAAUGAAACUGUACCUACAUUUUAAUCACUAUUAUUGUAGUAGUGCAUGGGUUAAAUGUGUUUAAUCAUCUUGAAAAUAAUGUCACAAUAAUGUCCUAAAAUAGGUCCUGAACCUGUAUGAGUUCCUUUCUUCUGCUGAACGAUAAUCUCGUUAUCCAACGUUACAUUCUCUCUCUCUCUCUCUCUCUCUCUCUCUUACUCUCUAUUGGUCUCUCUCUGUCUCUCUCUCUCUCUCUCUCUCUCUCACUCUCUCUCUCUGACUCUCUCUCUCUCUUACUCUCACUCUCUCUCUCUCUCUCUCUCUCUCUCUCUAUAUAUACACACACACACACACCGUAUAUACACACUGUGACAGUCAGUGGCUUGAGUCAGUGUCUGGUGUCCAUGUGUAAUGUGCAGACAGAGGUGUGGAUGAGUUUCAGCAAACAAAGAACACAGAGAGCACUUACAACAAGAAAAUUACAUAAACCAAUGACUGACAAAAGAACCAAGAAAACAGGUUCUUAUGUACUGUAUCUUAGUAUGAAACAUCAUACUAUUCAAUGAGCUUCUUGAGAUGAGCAGAAAUAUCUUCAGGGUCCAGCCAAACCAAGUCAGAUCUGCAUUAGUUCAGUUCUCCGUGUGACGAGACGUCAGUCAGGGUUCAUACUGUCUGUGGUCACUAAUCAACAACUAGCUCUUGAUUGGGGAGUAUCUCUUCACAGAUUCACUUAAAUGAUUUAAAUGAUUUGAGCUCCACUCUAAAAAAUGCCUCAUGCCUUAACUUUUUAAUUGUUUUUAGUCAGUUUUAAUAAUUCUGGUUUGUUUUGAACAUGUAACAAUUUUCACUUAGAAAUUGCUAGUAAAUUUGACAAAAUUAAGUAUAGUCAAGUAACACAUUGAAUUAAACAUUAUUUUUUGAAGUAGACAGACUGGAAUAGUGUUGUCUUCUAAUUAUUCUGGUAUAACUUCAAAAACUCAUUUUUUACAGUGCACUUCUCAAAAGACAAUAAAUAUAGAUUUUUUAUUUAAUUUCGUGUAUGUAUGCUUCUCAGUGCUUAGAUUAGAAUAGGGUUGUAUGAUCAAGAUUGAUUUUAUGUGCACAUGCAUCAUCUGAACCCUUUAUUUUAUUUUUUACUAUAUAUGUUUAAUAUACAUUUUUGUUUCCAAUGUAUGACUUAACCUUUUUUUUUUUUUUUUUGCAGUUAUAUUUAGACGUUACAUUUUUUUUUUUUUUCAAAUAUAGUGGAAUAUGAACAGUAGCAAAUUAGCUAAUAUUUUUGUUUCAAAUCCAAUUUUGGAUGACAUUCAUAUUUGUAUUUGUCUUUUGUACUGUACACUCUCUAUAUACUCUUUCUUUGAGUGUGUAAUGCUGUAUUUGUAAUGCAGCUGUAUAUUUGAUACACAUGUAUAAAGUUGUCCUGUUUGUCUUCCGACCGCUGCAGUGCAGCGCGAGUCCAAACCAACACUAUCAUCUCUUCUCCUUCAGCUGGGUUAUCUGAGUUACUCUGGUUUGAUGUGUGUACUGUGGGGUUUGGGAGCUCACUGUGAUAAUAAAACAUCAGAUACACGGUUU